This is a messenger RNA of Osmerus eperlanus (European smelt), 5148 nucleotides long. It is a transcript of the gene kif16bb, whose product is annotated as kinesin family member 16Bb. Gene Ontology annotation, molecular function: microtubule binding; microtubule motor activity; ATP binding. Lineage: Eukaryota; Metazoa; Chordata; Actinopteri; Osmeriformes; Osmeridae. The record is from RefSeq and is a predicted model, not a curated record. Gene Ontology annotation, biological process: microtubule-based movement. The transcript is spliced from 20 exons. The coding region runs from base 197 to 4621 and encodes 1474 amino acids.
UGUUAUGACAUGUUAUGCACAGGUGACAGGUGUAUGCAGAAAGUUUGUGGCCUCAUUGGACGAAAGACGAUUUUGAAGUACAACGUGAAAAGUAUAUAUUAUUGUGGGAGUAGGAGAACAAAUGUGCAUUUAGGUUUUACUAAUUUAAGUCAAGAGCGUCAAGUGAAUUAUUGUUCCAAGGUGAUUUGGACAAACUAUGGCGUCAGUUCGAGUUGCUGUCCGAGUUCGACCCUUGAACAAGAGAGAAAAAGAAAUGUCAGCGAAGGUGAUCGUCCGCAUGGAGGGAUGUUCAACUUCCAUACUAAACCCAAAGCACAUAUCCAAAGGCGUUCCAGCAGAUGAAAUAAAAGAUGAAGGGAAGACAUUCUCUUUUGAUUUCUCCUAUGAUUCUACUGAUAUCAGAGGAGGCAGCUUUGUACCUCAGGAACAGGUUUUCCAAGACUUGGGGAGUGAGGUUUUGACAGCUGCGUUUGAGGGGUAUAACGCCUGCGUCUUCGCGUAUGGACAGACAGGCUCGGGGAAAUCCUACACCAUGAUGGGGAAUCCAGGCGAUGCGGGGCUGAUUCCAAGGAUCUGCGAAGGCUUGUUCUGUCAAGGAGCUGCAAACAGCCAGACUGAUGGGACGUCCUUCCUCAUGGAGGUCAGCUACAUAGAGAUCUACAACGAGAGAGUGCAGGACCUCCUCCAGAAGACGACCAUGGUGAAGGGCAGUCUGAGGGUGAGAGAGCAUCCCAAGGAUGGGCCCUACGUCCAGGGCCUGUCCAAGCACCAGGUGCAUCACUACAGCGAGGUGGAGGACCUGAUGGCGUGGGGGAACGCCAGGCGCACCACGGCCUGCACGGCCAUGAACGAUGUCAGCAGCCGCUCACACGCCAUCUUCACCAUCAGCUUCACGCAGGCUCGGUUCGACCCUGCCCUGCCUUGUGAGACGGUGAGCAAGGUCCACCUGGUGGAUCUGGCAGGCAGCGAGCGGGCAGACGCCACGCGCUCCUCCGGGGCCAGGCUGAAGGAGGGGGCCAACAUCAAUCGCUCCCUCGUCACGCUGGGCAGCGUCAUCUCAGCACUGGCUGACCUGAGUGACAGUGGGCAUGGACCCCAGUCCUCCAGGAAGAGGAAGCUGGUGUUCGUUCCCUACAGAGACUCGGUUCUGACGUGGCUUCUGAAGGACAGUCUGGGAGGGAACUCCAAGACCAUCAUGAUCGCAGCCCUUUCCCCUGCUGAUGUCAACUACGGAGAGACUCUUAGCACCCUGCGCUACGCUAACAGAGCUAAAAACAUUGUCAACUCUCCGAUGGUGAACGAGGACCCGAGCGUUCGGGUCAUCAGGGAGCUGCAGGCGGAGAUUGCCAGGCUGAGAGAGAUGGUGGGCCCGGCCAAUCAGGACUUCUCAGGGGAUCCGGCCUCCACGCUCCGAGUGGAGAAGAAACUUCACCGGAACGAGGCCAAGGUGCUGGAGCUGACCAAGGAGUGGGCGAGCAAGUGGGGCGAAACGCAGAACAUCCUCAAGAGAGGACUCCUGGUCUCUGCUGUUCCUCGGGUCCGCAGUCCGCACACACCCAGACACUGGCACGACCCCAUGACCCCCGUUCGCGUGACUAGACAUUACGUCUCCUGGAUCCACAGACCUUCUCUGGAGGGAACAGUCUCCCUGGGUGCUGUGGUACAGCUCGGCAGGGGCACCAUGUUCCGUUUCAACCAUCCCACUGAAGCGGCCCAGCUCAGAGAGAAACGCAAGAGCGGUCUCCUGUCCUGUUCCAGGCUGUGUGUCUCUGUGCCAGACCUCUCCAGACCCUCUGAGAGCCUGGCCAAGGCCAUGCUGCUCUACCCAGGGUUGGAGUUUGAGAAACGGCAACAAGAAAAACUGAAGAAAUUGGAAAAUCGUCGGAAGCAAGAGGCGGAGCCACAGAGCGAGGGGGUGGGGCCAGUAUACGAGGAGGUGGAGCCAGGGAUUGAGGAGGUGGGGCCUGGGUGCGAGAAGGCGGGGCCCGGGAGCAAGGAGGUGGAUCGGCAAAGUGAGGGGGUGGAGCCAGAACCUGAAGGGGCGGAGCCUGGGGGCGGACAGCGAGGGGAGGAGGACCUGAGCGAGGGAUGCUUGGACGCCUGUGAUGAGGAGAGGAGAGGAGAAGAGGAGGAGGAGGGUGCUAACGAGAGGAGAGAGGACCAGAGGAAGCUGCAGUCUGCACAACCUGGGGUCGACGCCCGGAAAAACAAAACAGGCUCUGUGUGGAUGGACAGCCCGUCUGCGCUGAACAGAUCCAGACUGCCUCGGCUCACCGUGCCCUCUGUCCCACCAGGGACCUGCGCCGGCACGAAGGAGGUCGUACCGUGGACCCGCGUCGUCUUCCCCCCUCACUCGGCCCCGGGCGGAGACGUCCGUCAGCGAGGGGUAAGCACCAGGGACGCCCUGGAGCAGGAGAGGGACUCGUCUCAUGAAUCAGGGCCAGAGAUGGUGUGGGGCGGGCGGGGUGGGGGCGAGGCUGGGGCUGGGUCUGGGGACGAGGAGGAGGACAGUCCAGGGGAAGUCUUCCUCCGCCAGGUGCCUGUCUCGGGCCGGGGUGAUGGAUGCUUGGCGGGGCCGGAGGGGCACGCUAACGAGAGGCAGGGCGUCCUGGCUGACGGCUGCGAGGGCUCGCCGGGCUCAGAGGGGAGCUCAUUAGACGACUCGGCCCUCCUGCGGGGCGCGGCGGGAACCACGCAUCUGCCCGGCCGUCCACACGCCGACGCUCUGCUCUCCGCAGACCCGCGGCAGACACGUCAGGCAGGUCCUGGUUCACCGGAAGAAGCCGCCCUGGAGGGCCGGUUCAGCCUGGCUUUGAUGGAUGGAUCCAGGCCGGUGGUGGAGGGGCAGGGGGGCUGCGAGGCAGAGUCCCAGGCAGAGGAGGUGCUAGACGGGGAGCAGGCCUCAGGGCUGGGCUCUCUGGUCAGCAGGGUGUCGUGGGUGUUCCAGGACGCGGGGAGGUUUCUGCGUGGCUCUCCCAGGGUCCUACAGCCCCUCCAGACCCAGACAGCCAGGUCCAGCUGGUCCAGUCAGGUGGCGUCUCUGGUGCUGGACAGCCAGGCCAUGUCGGUGGUCAAGGAGAGCCAGGUCUUCUCCCUGAUCAGAGACAGUAUGGUGUUCUCCUUGGUGAAGGAGCUACCGUUGGUCCAGAACUUCCAGAUGGAACUCAACCAGGAUCUUCAUCCUGUAGAGUCAGUUCUGGCCCUUCAUAGUCCCCCUGCCCUCUGUCUGCCCCCGCCCCCCCCUGGCCAGACCCCUGCCGAGGCUACAGACCCACCACAGCACCCCAGCACUGCAGGGGAAGGACACCAGAAGGCAACUCUCCAGGAGCUGGUACCGUCACAGGAUCAGGACAGCAAUCGAGCUCCCGAAGAAUCACAGGAACAACCCGAGUGUAAAGAGUCUGAGGGAACUGGGAUUGAAGAACCGCAAGUCACCUACGGAACCAAAGACCAGGACUCGCCCUCACUUGAGGAGGAGAACACAGGCUUAGCCCCUGUGGUGGCCCAGGAAGGUUCUGUGGUGGCCCAGGAAGGUUCUGUGCUGGUCCAGGAAGGCUCUGUGCUGGCCCAGGAGAGUGAGGGUGUUCCCGUGUUUUAUCAGAGCCUGGUGGACUUCCCUUCCAACUUGCUGAAGCUCCGGUCCCUCCCCCUGCCCAGCCUGGUAACCCACCUCCAGUCUGCCCUCCCAGCAUCGCUACUCAGCUCUCAGAAGAUCCUGGCCGUGUACUGGCUCAGCGCGGCCACUCGCAGCCAGCCCCUCCCUCAGCCAGCCCUCCUCAUCCUCCUGGAGUCGGCCCUGUACACCCUGACCUCUGACCCCGCUCCCCUGGCCCUGUUCCACCAGCUGCCUCUGCUCCAGCUGAGGGAGGUGCAGGUGGGCUUCGCGGGGCAGAGCGUGAGGCUGCUGGGGCCCACCGAGGACAGCCUCCUCAGCCUCCACACCCUCAGCCCCAGGCUGACCCAGGAGCUGUGCCGCACCCUGCUGGCGGCGGUCCGUCCUGGGGACGUCCACGCCCCUCGCCACCCCCUCCUCCAGGGUGACCUGCCGGGGCUGUCCCUGGCUUGGGGAGCCCCCGUCCCCGACCUGCUGCUGGACGCAGGGCUGCGUGUGUGCUGCCAGUUCCAGAAGAGCCUGGCUGACCUGGUGUACCUGCUGCACGGGAACAUGGAUGAGGGCCGGCCCAGCCUGGGGGAGGUGCGCCUGCUGCUGUACACCAGCGUGGGGGUGUGUGUGAGCCCCCGGCCGCGGCCCCAGCCCCGAGCCCAGCUCCUCCUCACAGACACGCACCUGGCCCUGCUGCAGGAGGACGGGGUGUUCCACCCCCCCCCCCGCUCCCUCCGUCUGGCCCCCCUCCGGCCGCAGUUCCAGGGGCUGUCGCUACGCCGGCGCUCCCAGAUACGCUGCGUGCUGGUGCGCGACGGCGGGAACGGGCCCCAGGGCGGAGCGAGGAGGCUGGACGUCAUCUGGGCCCGGCCGGGGGUCAGGGGUCACGCGGAGACGGAGGCCGCUGCCUCCUCUAGUCGGGCCUCUAAUUCAUCUCCGCAGGCUGAAGUGUGGAAAUUAACUUUGGGCUGCUCCGCCGAGGCUGCCUGCCUGAUUAAUCACUUGUCAGACGUCUGAUCGCCGACCGGACAGGCAAUAAUGAACAGUGCAGCCAAGACGCCAGCACCAGGCGAGCUCCACUGCACCUUAAUCAACACAGGGAAUGAUCUCUGCAAUUAGAACAGGAGGCUGCUCUAUGCAGAUAUGCAAGCCUCUGUGUAUUUAUAUAUACGUAAUAUAUAUAUGGUUUUAAGAUAAUUAUGUCACACGUUUGAUCCUAUAUAUGUAUUUGACCAAGCUUUUGCACUUCAGGAAAUGUAAACAAAAUGCAGCUCACUGUUCUUCACAGGGCUCGUUCUACCUCGGUUUGUUUUUCCUUUUAUACACGUUGCAGUUUUUAAGUAGCUAUGAUACAUUUUCACUUCAACUUGUUUAUCGGACGAUAAACCAGCACAAUCAAAGUCAUUUAUUUUAUGUGAUGUUCAUACAUGUGUCUUAGACAUUUUAGAGAGAUUACACUUAUUUUAUUUAAAAACAAACCCAAUAAAAUGUAAUGUCAUCAAGUAUUAUUUAUAAAUGGAGUAAUAAAAGUUGUGGUGAUAGUA